GGAAAAGAUCUGAGUCAUGUCAGAGGAAAUGUCUAUUAUUUUUUUACUCACUCCACUUUAGUCAGUUCAGUUAAGUGGAGCCCACAGGGACAAGACUUUAUAGAGUGUAGAUGAUGGAGAGCUGCAAGGACUUCCCCUGAGGGAUGAAUGAAAAUGGUGUCACCGUCUGCUCGCAUUGAAAUGUCUGAAAUAGAUUCCAUAGCCGGUAUCUGGAAUAUAUAGGUAACUACAGUUUACACUACUAACCUACGAAUUCACUUGGCUUCAGUCACUUCUGUUGAGGUGUGGGUCAAAUCUUUAGUGGUCCAACAUAAAACACAAAUAAGUGAUUAAUCCUACCCAUAGAUUAGGGCACACAUUGACAGUUGACCAACAACAUUGGUAAAAAUCCACCACAGCUGACCUUUUGACUUCAGUACUUUGAGUUACCUGCCCUAAGAAUCUCAAAGCCUUUUUGUGAUACUACUAUAUUUUGAAACUACAUGUACAUUUGACCUAAUUUAGCAUUGUAGUUGUCAUAGUGAAUUGCCAUUCGCAUCUCAAAUUCCGUUUGCAUCUGUUGCUUUUAAUUUCCAUUUAAGUACGGACGCUUUGAAAUUUUAUAAAUGUAAAUAAAGUUAAUGACUUUGGGAUCCAACAUGGCGACCACUGCAGAUGAAGACUAAUAUUAAUAAAAUUGCUUUCUGGAGAGGGGGGGUUACCUUUUAACCUUAACCUUAUAUAUACAUAUAAAAGGCCAUAACAUUUAAUCAAUAUUUAAGUUCUAAGUGAACAUUUUUUAAAUGUAAUUUGGAAGCAACAUGUAGGAGACGAUAGUUCCUGUGAAGAACACUCCUCCCUCUGUACCGUUAUACAGCAGUUAAUACAAACUGGCUAUGACUCUUAUCAGUGAAUAGAAUAGGCGGGUAUUGGCGCAUGCGUAGUCCCUGUCGUCCCCCGGUCAGUGCGGCAGGAAAAGCGCAGAGGAGACGCGGCGCAGACAGAAGGGGAAAGACGGACUGUGUCUUUGGGGAGGGACGGACAAAAACAUGGAGACAGACGGACUUUACUCAUUUUUUAGCUGAGCGUCCGUAUCGUGAGACAGUCUCCUCCUCGCUCUGUUACAGCCGCUCCGUCAUGACGGACAAGAGGAGAAGGAGGAGGAGGAUGAACAUACCAGGGAAUGGAGAAGGAAUUCUUCAGAAAUACUCUUUAUAAACUGGACCGUUAGGGAUAUUUUUCAAAGCAUCACCCUACAGCCGUUACUCAUGUGAUACUACAAAGGCCUUAUUCCUGGAUACCGUCGUGCUGUCCACAAUCAAACCACACCAAGUUUUUUUUCAAAUUUUCCAAGGAAAGGGGAUUUUUUUUCUGCGUCGGAUUCCUCUGGACGGGAUGUCAUCCGCAGUCAGGAGGAGUUUCUCCGGUUGAAUACUCCUCCAGCUAUAGCGUGACGGCGUCUCUGACAUAAGGAAGAUGGGAGAUCAUGCGGCAGAGGGCGGCGGAAUGAGACGGACCUUCAUCGUCCCUGCCAUCAAGAGCUUUGACCACUAUGACUUCACCAGGGCCAAGAUCUCCUGCAGCCUGACCUGGCUGGUGGCCAAGGCUUUCGGCUCAGACGCAGUACCAGAGGAGCUAGCCGAGCCUUUCUACAGGGACCAGUACAACCAGGAGCACCUGAAGCCUCCUGUGGCCUGUCUGCUCCAGUCAGCUGAGCUUUACUGCCGGGCUGGGAGUCUCAUCCUACGCAGCGAUGCCGUCAAACCUUUACUGGGACACAACGCCGUCAUCCAGGCCCUGGCCCAGAAAGGCCUGUACGUCACCGACCAGGAUCGACUGGUCACAGAGAGAGACCUGACCAGCAGUCCUAUAAACAUGAGUUCCCAUCUGGCUCUUAUAGACAUGCUGAUGAUGGCCUACACUGUGGAGAUGGUGAGUGUGGAGAGAGUGAUGUCCUGCAUCGACAGGUGCACCUCGGCCGAAACCUCACACAUGGACGGACACAUCCAGGAGCUGCCUUAUGACACGGAGGACGCAAUCACGACCUGGAUCAAUAAGGUGAAUGAACAUCUGCGAGAUAUUCUCUUGGAGGAGCAGAAGCUGAGAGACGCUUCCCUGCAGGACUCAAACGGAGCAACACAUAAAGCUCGCUACAGGAGGGAGUACAACCAGCAGCGAAACGCUCCUUCACUCCCCAUGGUGGACAACCUGCUUAAGGACAACACAGAUGGGUGUGCCCUCACUGCCCUACUGCACUUUUACUGCCCACAGGCAGUCAGACUGGAAGAUAUCUGCCUCAAGGAGACCAUGUCAUUGGCUGACAGUCUGUACAACCUCCAGCUGGUGCAGGAGUUCUGCAGGAACAACCUCAACCAUUGUUGCCACUUCAGCCUGGAGGACAUGCUCUAUGCACAUGCAUCCAUAAAGAGUAACUAUCUGGUCUUUAUGGCUGAACUUUUCUGGUGGUUUGAAGUGGUGAAGCCCUCAUUUGUUCAGCCGAGAGUCUUCAACCCCAACGUGUGUGAACCAGUGUCCUUGAAAAACAUGGCCCCUGUGUCCAGUCCAGUAAAACCGAGUUUUGCAGAGAGAGCUGAGAGCCCAGAGAACAUCUGUGUGGAUGGUAACAUGAAGCGAUCUACCUCCAUGUCCUUCGUAGACGGCUGUGUUGGGACAUGGCCCAAAGAAAACCGCUCCACCAGUCGUGGGAUCUCCUUCGAAAUUCCUCUGGACGGAGACGCAGCCGUGCCACCGUGCGAAACUCCCUCACUCAGGGGUAUGACACGUUCAGCCAGCAGCGAUGGUCUCGGGUUCAGAGCUCAACAUGCAUCUCGAGGAGGCAUGAAGCGCCACCUAUCUCUAAUGCCGGUCAGUGUCAACGGCCAGAGCAGACACAUACCAGAGGAAGAGGAGGAUUUCAACUCCCGUAAACCCUUGAGUCGGACCAAUACUUUCUCAGUCAAGAACCAAAGAAGGUUCUCCAAUGGAGUCCUCCCAGACAGCAAUCACAGCUCUGACCAUCAUCAUACCAACAACAUCAGCCCUUCAACACCUCCUAGUAUUGAGGAAGCGCUGAAGAUCAUCCACGACACAGAGAGAACUCACGCUAGUCUUGGAGUUGGAGAAGAGGACAAUGGGUUCUUUCUUCACGGUGCUGAGCCUUCAUACCCUCCAGGAGACCGUGGUCAAAGAGACAACCCCGGUUGUGCUAAAGCUCGAGUCAACGACCAGGACCCUAACUCACUGUCCACAGAUGAACUGGACACUGGUAUUAAUGUGAGGACAGAGGACAUCCAGAGCUUGGACGAAGAUUCCUCCUCACUCAGAGACUAUUCAGAUAUUGACCCAGACUGUGAGACCAUGACCAGGUCAUGUCCCCUGCCUGAACAGACAGAGAGACUGAGAAAUGGGGAAGGAGCAAGACAACCGGUUGUUGACUCUACUCAUGAGAGCAAGAGGACAGAAGGUGAGGAACAAAGGAGACCAGGCUCCAGCUCAGCACCUGUUCUCCACAGAUCCCACACCAUAGGCUCUACAUCGCCCUCUGUUGGCUCUGGAGGAGGUAUGGUGCGGAUGACCAGCUUCGCAGAACAGAAAUUCAGAAAGUUGGAGGGAAGGAGUAGUGGAGGAACAACACCAGAGUGCCCAGACUUACCAUACGCACAACAGGAAAAUGCUUCUCCUCAGAUCUCUACACCUCCACUGCCGAUCACGUCACCUUCUCCAGUAACACCUUUGCCCAGAGACCCCUCUCACCUCCUGGCCUCAGAGAUGAUCCAACUGAGGAUGAAACUGGAGGAAAAACGCAGAGCCAUUGAAGCUCAGAAGAAGAAGGUGGAGGCAGCGUUCACUCGCCAUCGCCAGAAAAUGGGUAGAACAGCUUUUCUGAACGUUGUGAGGAGGAAAGGAGUGGUCGCUCCUCUCAGCUCUCCCUCAGGUGGAGCAGACAGACUUUCAUCAGACUCAUCCAGUCAGGCCAGCUUGGACCGGGCAGAGAGGUGCAAACCUGAUGGAGCAGCUCCCAAAUCUCCUGUUGAAGAUGUUGGAGGUGUAACUCCAGGAGAAGUCGACUUGGCUGAUUAUACUCGCUCCAUUGAGAGGCUGAAUACGUCACUGGGUUUCCUGCAGACGGAGAUGCAGCGUUUGGCUCAGCAGCAGGAGAGGAUCAUGGCUAUGAAGGAGCAGCAGCAUCAGGCCUGGGUCAUUCCACCUCCUGCUCCGUCUCCACACAGGCAGCUCCGUGAGUUGCGCAGCAGCAGCGUCGCAGGCCGAGGCUCGGUGGGGUCUUUGUCUCCCAACCUGUCCUCGUCUGGCUCUCCCUGCCCUGUCAAUCGAUCCCCUGCUGGCAUUAAGCGGCGGCCAGCCUCGUUUCACGCCAGGACACCUCGGAAUCCACGACCGAAUGAUCUGAAGGUGAUGCCCUUAAACCGUAUGAUUAACACGCCCACCUCUGUGGACAGCCUGCCCAGACUGAGGCGUUUCACCACCAGCCAAAGCCAGCUCAGCUCCUAUGAUUAUUUAGACCACGACAUUGGCUCCAAAGAAAGAAAAGACAGCAUCAGCAAAGAAAACACAAACGAGAAAGACGAGACAACAGCAAAGGAGAUCACUGGAACUCCUCGGCAUCCUGCUAAAGACACUGCCAAAGAUAAGAGAGGAGAAAAGCAGGAGGAGAGGAGAGAAGGUGACGAGGCUCAGUCGAAGACUGACGUCAAACAGGCAAGAAAUUCACUAGGGUUCAACAAAAAACCAGAACUACAUCAGCCGAUUUCUGAGGCCCAAGGAGUUUCAGGCAGACGGGUCAAAGGAGCGUCUCAGAACGGGAGAGACCUGGUAGAGAUCCCUUUGUCUGGGCUGAAACCCACAGAGGGAGAUGCUGAGGAGAAAAACCUUGAUGAAGAUCAGAAGAUGUGCUGUGGAUUCUUCUUCAAGGAUGAUGUGAAAGCCGAGGAGGAGAUGGCAGCAAAGAAAGCAGCGCUGUUAGAAAAGAGGCAAAGGAGGGAGAAGGAGGCGCAGGAAAAGAAGCAACAGCAGGAGCUGGACGCUGAGCAGAAAAAGGAAGCUGCACGUCUGAAAGAAGAGGAGGAGCAGCAGAAGAAAAAUGAGGAGAAAGACAGGAGAGAUUACAUUAAGAAUGAAUAUCUGAGGAGGAAGCAGCUUAAACUGAUGGACGACAUGGACGAAGUCAUCAAGCCUCGGUCCGGAAGUCUGAAGAAGAAGCCACGCCCCAAGUCAAUCCACCGGGACGUCGCAGAUUUAUCUACUCCCCGAGUAGGAACGGCAGGAGCUCGGCCAAGAGGCUUUUCAGUGUCAAGUGUUUCUUUGGCUUCUCUAAACCUGGCCGACAACAGCCGAGACCAGCCAGACAACAGAAAGAACAACAGAGGCAAUAAAAUAGUUUCUGCUCAAACCCCGUUCUUUCUAAGUUCUCCCAAAGAAAGAAAGGGAAGGCCAGAUUCUGCAGAGGGUUUUUCAUCCUGUCCUUCAGCUGGCAGUCGUAAUGGAGAAAAGGACUGGGAAAAUGACUCGACCUCAUCGUCCACUCCCUCCAACACCGAGUACACAGGACCCAAACUAUACAAAGAGCCCAGUGCAAAGUCUAACAAGCACAUCAUCCAGAACGCCCUGGCUCACUGCUGUCUGGCCGGCAAAGUCAACGAGGGCCAGAAAAACAAGAUACUUGAUGAAAUGGAGAAAUCAGAGGCCAACAUCUUCCUGGUGCUGUUCCGUGACGCUGGCUGCCAGUUCAGGUCUGUGUACACCUACUGCCCAGAGACUGAAGAGAUCACCAGGCUGGCCGGCAUCGGCCCUAAGAGCAUCACAUCAAAGAUGAUCGAGGGCCUCUACAAGUACAACUCAGACAGGAAGCAGUUCAGCUUGAUCCCUGCCAAAACCAUGUCCGCUAGCGUGGACGCUAUCACCAUCGGCAGCCAUCUGUGGCAGGCUAAAAAACAGGGGACGCCUAAAAAACUGAAUCCCAAGUAGUUCCAGAUGAUUCGCUUCUCUGGAAAAAAAAACGGAUUUGUGAAUUUGACUUUUAUUGAAGGAAACUGUGGCCCCUAAACUGGAAUGUAGAACACAAGUGAGCUUCUCAGACAAACAGAGCUGUGACUGUUACACUCUGGACUAACCUAAGAGUGUGUGUGUGUGUUUGUAUAUAUGUCAGCAUGUGUAUCAAUGUUCUUGUGUGCCAAAAAAAGAAGGACUUUUGGUGGAGCGAUGCCUUACCUGGUUGAACCACUGAAGCACUGAAUGAUUUUUUGGAUUCUGUGUGUCGAACAUGUGUGGCCUUAUGUUUGCUUUGUGUCACAUGGAAGUGUGUGUCUGUGGCAUUUUGUCAGCGCCUGUUGAAAAAUGAUGUUGUAGUACAGGACAAGUUGUGUGUGUGUGGGAACAAAUUACAUUUCCAGGGCCAUUUAAUCUGAUCUGUGAUCAGGUCAAAGCAGCAUUUUUUAUAUAAGUUUUGCUGCUGCACAGGCAUGUGUGUGUGUGUGUUCAAUUUCUUAGGGUUUUAUCUUUUUAUUUACACAUGACUGAAAAACACUCAUGGAUAUUUGUAUGUAUGUGUGUGUGUGUGUGUGUGUGUGCGUGAAUGAGAGAGAAAAGUAAAGUGCCAUGCAGAGUGAGGAAAAUACCUCAAGUGGUUUGAUUGCAGUAAAUUGCAGUAAAGUGUUAAAUGUUAUGAGAUUAUUGAGCAGAUGGAAACCCAUCCAACAACUCUGGAAACAUAGACAGUAUAUUAAAAAAGGACCAAAGUCUGUGGUUACAAAUGAUCAUCAAAGUGAGGCCCUGGGCGGAGUCCAGCAGAAGCUUCACUGGUUAUGAGAGUUAUUAUUACUAUGAAAGGAAGUCAAAUGUUAAUGCAGGUUUUCUUCAAUAGGUCAUCAUAGGUCAAUUCGUACAUCUGAUUCCAUUUAGAGGAAAACAGACCAUAGAGCACAACAGGAGAAUAAUUUGACAAUACUACUAUAUGACAAUAACUACUAUCUUCCCUCAUUCCCUUUUCCACCUGUGUACAUGGGUUUCUUCCAUGUAAUUUGGCUUCCUCUCUGAAUCCACCUAUUGUUUAGUCAAGUUGACUGUAGUGUUGUGACUUUUUUGAUAAAUUAGUACAGGGACUGGUAAACUUAUAU
Cynoglossus semilaevis (tongue sole) is the source of this 7109-nucleotide messenger RNA. RefSeq names its product calmodulin regulated spectrin-associated protein family, member 2b (gene camsap2b). The record is from RefSeq and is a predicted model, not a curated record. The transcript is spliced from 22 exons. Gene Ontology annotation, cellular component: microtubule minus-end. Gene Ontology annotation, molecular function: microtubule minus-end binding; spectrin binding; calmodulin binding. Lineage: Eukaryota; Metazoa; Chordata; Actinopteri; Pleuronectiformes; Cynoglossidae. Gene Ontology annotation, biological process: negative regulation of microtubule depolymerization; neuron projection development; cytoplasmic microtubule organization. Bases 1456 to 5961 code for a protein of 1501 amino acids.